Molecule: messenger RNA, 5232 nt
Organism: Amoebophrya sp. A25
Lineage: Eukaryota; Dinophyceae; Syndiniales; Amoebophryaceae
Source: the annotation of a GenBank genome assembly
UGAAAAGUCAGAAAUUCACAGUAUCAGACGGCUGAAAGGGUUGAGAAUUGACCGGCCCCGUUUAGUUUUUCCACGAUAAUGAAGUGAAUUCAGUACCUUUGCGUCUGGAUCAAAGGAACAUGGCCCCCGUGGUGCUAGCGGGUGGCAGCGUGGCGGCUGCUUCUGCGGCUGCAGAGCACAGCGCUCCGGUUCCAGUGCCUGGCGUGGGGCCCGCCGCACGGGGCGCGAUCACCCGAAGCAAAGAGCAGCAGCUGCGUCGACUCCAUGCCGAGAUCGAGCAGACCACUCGGAAACUAGAACUAGCCAAAAGACGCGUUCUCAAGCUUCAAGAUGACAUUUCAAAGGCUAAGCGAGAGCACGAAGCUUUAUACCAGUCCAGGAGGGACGCGACGCCGACACGAUCUUCAGCCGAAAGCAAUGAGCGCUCGAACGACAACAAGGCGGCAAAAGCCUUGUUGAAAUUGGAUAGUUUGACGUUCGAAAAUAACGCGCUCCGAAAGAAGAUCGAGGGCGUUCGCAGAGACCGUCUGCAAUGCAACCUGGUGCUGAAAAAAGUGAAAGACGCGCUGCGAGAAAAAGAAAGGUUUGGAACUUUCAAAUUCUCUGCUGUGUAGUAUGAACAUGAAGUAGGUAUGGGAGGACAUUCCUCGUCACAAUGUGGAAGAAUGAUAGAAUCUUCACCUCCAUUUCGGAGUAGAGUUCUUUCGGGUGAGGAGCAACUUAACACUAUUUUCUUCGAAGAGCACGCUUCGAUCUUUUCUUUUACAUCACAGAUCAAUCGCCUCGUUGGAGGAAACAGCACAAGAAGCGCGGGAGGACGUGCAGAAAACAAAGGAGGCUAUCGGGGAGGUGAAGCAGCAUCGAGAACGGGAUUACCGCGAAUGGAAACACAAACUGCGAACUUUACAAGAACAGUUGAGGAUGGAGCGCGCUCGAGCUCUCGGAUCUCGGGCCGCACCAUCCUCAUCUGGGAGCGGUCGAGCCGCACCAUCCUCAUCUUCUGGUGGCGGCGUCGUGGGUAGUGGUGUUUCCUCUUCGCUGCCAGCUAUAGAAGAUGCAACUCCGAGUGGUGGUAGUGGAACGGCGAGUGGGGCGAAUGGAGGAACAACUACAGGUGGUGGGGCGGGGCGCGCGGCAAAAAAGCUAACGAUUAAUGUGAAUGCAAACACGUUCGUGGAGGAAGAUCAGCAUAGUCCAAUGUCGCCGAACUCUGGACCAAAGAGGACCGCUUUGAAGAACAGCAAUGCGGGAGGAAACUCCUCCAAUAAUGCCGCAAAUAAGACGAGGAAGCAGGUGACCGUACAGCCUCCUGGAGGAACACCGGGAGGGGGGACGAGUGGCAUUUACAGCAGCUCUAGUAAUAGCAAUAACACGCCUGCGAAUGGGUCUUCUUCCUCUUCCUCAAGUAAAACGCCACUAAGUCGAAGACCGCUAACUUCCGCGAACAAAACAGCGGAAAAGCACAUCGCAGACCAAGGGAAAAAGAAUCUUCUGUCCCCAUCCCAUGAAGAUCGCAGCGAAUUCUCGGAGCACCGCUUUAUGAGGCUGAUAUUCAAAGCGGCAUUCUGCAACGCGAUACAGCGUAGACACAUCAAGCAGCACCAGAAAUCGAUUCAGGUCCUCAUAACUCAUCUGUCCUGUUUCAAAAAGAGCAAUCUUCGCAGCACCAAUCUUUAUUCUUUCUACAAAAAAGCGUUCUAUUUUUUCAGCCACACUUGUAACUACAGCAAGGAUUUGCUUAAUUCGAUGACAUGUCUACUAGAAUAUGACAGGUGUACGAGCAAGCGUUUGACACGAUAAAGAGCAGCACGGGGAUAAGUGACAUCGAGGAGAUUGUGAAGAUAUUUACCAAGCUGGAGGAACGGAAUUACAGUCUUCUGGUCUAUGUGAACAUGCUUUCGCAAGACAUCGAAGAGGUGCAGAGAAAAAAGCAGCAACUCCUGCUGGAGCGUGGGGAGCAACAGGAAAAGUCGAGUGCUCUAGAGAAGAAGCGUGCGCACCUGCUUGAAGGUGUGCAGCGGAAGGUCGAUAGAUACAAUUACGAAGAUGUAGAAUUUUGGUAGAGGACAGACUUUGAUUCUGAAUAGUACUCUGCGCUUUCUAGUCUUCUGUUCUUCAUCAAGGACUAUUAGUUGUACCAGGAGGUUAGAAAAGAUGAACCACUCUAUCAUGGACGUGUCUCUAAUCCGUGGAACUAACGAGCGAGAUGCAGCAUCGCAUAGAGCAAAGCAAGAUUCCAGACAGCGUUCAGGACAUGGUGGUUAGCAUUUCUUGUACGCUUCACGAGCAGAACGUUACGAUGCUACGACAACAACAAGGUUAGUUCUUGGUUGUGUUGAUUAUUCUUGAGAAUCAGAAUUGAGUCGUUGUCCGUUUGAGAAGAUUCGUCUCAUUGUGCGCUCCACUAUUUGUUUCCGCAAAAAGCAACGAUAAAAAUCUUUAAUGAGAGUUCUAGCAAUAGUUCACCCUGUUCUCCAACUACAACAGCUGGCAGUUCCGGUGCUUUUUCCGCGCUGACUCAACAUCCCUGUGCCAACGCGUAUACUGUGGCGAACAUGCACUCUGUGAAUCCUUUUGGGGAGGACGCGGCCGAUGUGAAGUUUGAAGACUAUCUUGUCUACAUUGAGCAGGUUCUGACGCAAUGGCGAGAGUACCUGCCAAUAGCACCAGCCCUCGAUGCAGAGCGUGCGAUUCCAAAGCCGUUCCCAUACAUUAUGAAGUCGAACAAUAAAAGUUAAAGUUCAUCUUUAUAAAGAUUUUGUCUUACGCGUCUGACAAUGCAUGUUAGAAUGCCCAAUCUCAACUUCAAGAAAAAGAAGAUUUCGCAACAGCAGAUGAUAUCACGACCAAAAAGACUAGGACCCCCUCCUUCAUGCCCUCCGUGGCGCACGAAGUUAAGACUCAGUUAGCUCCGAAACGAGCACAGCUUCCGACGUUGCUAAGGAUCGCAGAUUUGCCGUCUGCAAACCUUACUGAUUUGCGACAAGGGAAAGACACAGUUGCGUCUGUUGGAGGAGGUACGAAUCAAUUCACUUUCAUUCUGUGCACCUGCUGCUUUCCAUCCACAACUCUCUCCUGUUGAUGGUCUCAAUAAUUUGACAUUUCUUGAGUCGACAUUUGACAACCCCCCCUAGCAUCUGAAGAAGAUAGUAUCAAUCUACAAGUUACUGAGUUAUUCUUUUCAGGUUCUUCACCCGAGCGGAAAAAGGACGAUGAGGAUAGCGACGAUGAAGAGGAUCGCGCGCUAUCGAAGGAAGAACUGCAAGCAAAAGUGAACGCUGCCCUGUCCAAGCGCAAAAAGAAACAUGCCAAUGUGAGGCUCACUGCGCAUAGAAGAGGUCCGUAAGCAGUGAAAAUUAUAAUACAGAGGACGUAUCAUGUGGAUACAUACUAUAAGAUCUUCUGACUUGAAAAUAUAUGAUUGUACGACUUAGACUUGAUCAUGCCCUUCUUUGCACAAUUUUCAAGACUCAACUACAGGUUCGCAAGACGAGGACGCUCUUGCGAAAAUCAGAGCUGGGGAAACAGGUGGGGAAACGAGUGCAGCAAAAGCAGCUUUGGCGGACGACGUGUCUGACAAGUCAUCGAGUGCAGAUUUGAGUGAUAGCGAUAGCAGCUCCUUCUCUUCAUCGAGCGAAGAGGGACCGACGGACGAACAGAUUAACGAAAUCUUUCUCAAGAGGUCUUUAUUUUUUCGCAUUACUAUUGUUCAGAUCACGGUGGCUUGCCAGGAAUGCGUUGCAAUCCCUAUCAAUACUUAAACAAGUUUCUAAUAUCUCGACCAUGAGCAAGCAUAUUAUGGUGGUUGCCCCUGGCAUCAACAAACUUCAAUUUUUUCCCUCCAACAAGCGUACCCUCCAAGACGCACUACAGGUACAAGAUGUCCAAAGCGGAUUUAGUCGCUCUUAGCGAAAAGAUGGGUAUCGCUUUGAAUAACUUGUGCUACUUGAAGCAGGAAUUCGAUUUGUAUGAUGAGGAUAGUAGCGGCUUCAUCGAUCUGGACGAGUUGCGGGAAUUGCUGUCGAAACUUGGCGAAGAUCUAUCCGAAGAUUAAGACCACUGGAAAUCCAUCUUUAGAAGCAUCUUGGGGGCUCUCUUUAAGGGAGAAAAAGGCUCAGGAUCAUUUUCAAUAUGGAUUUCGGGAAGGUCUAAGACGAGGAGCUCUUGAACGCAUUUAAAGAACUAGACUCGGAUUGCAGUGGCGAAAUCGAGUUCUUUGAAUUCGUCGAGUGGUUCACUAGUGAAGAGUAAGCUACGAAAGUAAGCUACUUGUACUUCAUCUUCUUGCUUCUCGGAGGGUGUGGUUGUCUGAUAGCUCGAGUUGUGGAUCAAGACUGUGUGGCGGGGGGACUCUCAGUUAGAUAUAAAUCGCCAGACUUCCGUCCUUUUUCAGAUUUGGUAGCGGACAGCGUCUCUCAGGAAAACCAGGCAGUUCGACCCAAUUUCUUAAGGAAAGAGAGGGCAUAUCUCCUUUGCCGUGAACUUGCAUUUCGGAAACAGAGAUAGUAGUUAGUACUAGCGUCUAAAAGAAUGAAAUUUCUAGAUCGUUGCAUUUUCUAGUUUCUUGAUUUCUUACCAAUCUACGAAAACUUGUGCUGAGCUUGUAAAUUUUCGUAUGGGCCUGCAUGUUUAAUCUAUUUUCAAUAUAAAUACUCUAUGCAGCUGACUUGUCUCUCUGCUGAAGACAUCAAAAUUUUCAGUGAAAAAGAAAUAUGGAAAAAGGGCUGCAGUGAUAGUCGAUAAGUUUCAGGUCGAUGCAACAUUGAAAUUAGUUUGAAACCGAAUCUAUAAAAGCACAAAGACACCCCACAAAAACUGAAAGUUUCUUAGAUAAUACUCUCUCGCAAACUACUCAUGCAUUUACUGUAUAUGUCUACCUUUAUUUUCGACUACAGUCUAUAAUUCACAAAACGAACCAUUUUUCUUAUCUUCCGCGUUGCUUCUCGGCCGGUUUCAAAAGCGGCCCACUGCAUUCAUUUCUAGUUCUUUUGUUUCAUCCCUGUCCUUGAAAACGACGCAAAUGCGAUCUCUAGUAGAGAAAAGGUUGAGAAGAACGAGGACAAAAGUACUUUUAACGUUGCAAAGACUGUGAACAGCACUUUUUUUAUUUUUCAGGCACAGACCACUGCAUGGUAAGCACAUCAUUUCAUCAGAUGAAGAGCACAUUCUGUAGCAACUAGCGCAGAAGCGCAAGAGACGAAACGUGCUAUCUGUAUCUCAGCACUAGCAAAG